Prorocentrum cordatum is the source of this 997-nucleotide messenger RNA. The record is from the annotation of a GenBank genome assembly. Lineage: Eukaryota; Dinophyceae; Prorocentrales; Prorocentraceae.
AGCCGUAGUCAGCCAUUUUGGCUCAGGCCACUGUGGUUGGAGCAGGCACGGACCCAGCCGGUGCAGCCGGUGCCGCUCGCCACCGCGGCCUGGGACGCGCCGCCGCGCCGCGGGGCGCCAUGGGGUGCACUCCGAGUGCCCCCGCCAACUCGGGGCGCGCAAUCGAGCAGGAGGUUCUGCAAGGCAGGCACGUGCGGUCUCCAGCGGGCGCUCCCGGGCGCGAGCUGCCCGAGCAGUUCACCAUCCGGCUGCACAAAGGGGCCGGCGAAGCGCUCGGCGUGAGCCUCGGGAUCUUGCCGACGGGCGCGGUGUUGUACUGCCUCGAGGAGGGCUACGUCCUCGACAAGUGGAACAAGGAGAACCCCGACGCGGCCGUGCGGCCCGGGUUCGUCAUCGAGCAGGUGAAUGGGGUGAGCGGGUACUGGCCCUUGAUGGAGGAGAUGCGCCGCGAGGGGCCCCUUGAAGCGAGGGUCUCCACAGUGCCCCCGCAGUCGGCGGGCCCCAACUGGCUCGAGGACAUCGCGACCAUGGGGAGGAAUAUCGAGCUGUCCAACGACAAGAGUCCAUUCAUGGUCCGGCUGUCAGCGGAGGCCUCGCAGAACGAGAAGGCGCUCACAUCUUUCCCCAGCGUGGUCGCAUGCGCGGCUGGGCUCGACAAGUGCGCGAUCUGCCUCGAGGACUUCGACCCCAACGACAUGCUGACAGAGCUUCCCAAGCUGCUGCUCUACCCCAAGCUGCCGACAACCAAUUUGCUCUACCCCAAGCUGCCGACAACCAAUUUGCUUGCAAAAAAACUGUCGCCGUCAUUCAUGCUGUAUCCGCUUGGCUUGCCGACGGUGCCGAUCGUGGUGCAGAGAUGGACCUGUCCAAAGCUUACGACUCUAUAGACCAUGGUGUUGCGGCUGCUGCUCUUGAGCGGGAGAAUGCCCCCGACGCCGUCGCGUACUGCUGCCUUGCCGCCUGGGGAGGGCCCCGUGUGUGCUGUGUCAAUGGUGAA